Owenia fusiformis is the source of this 865-nucleotide messenger RNA. Lineage: Eukaryota; Metazoa; Annelida; Polychaeta; Sabellida; Oweniidae. The record is from the annotation of a GenBank genome assembly.
AUGGGGGUUGCAGGAAAGGUUGCUCUUAUAACAGGUGGAUGUGGUGGACUUGGAAAAGCAUUCGCCGAGGUCUUGCUAAAGCGUGGGGCUAUGGUGUGUCUUGUUGAUUUGAACUCAAAGCAAGGAGAAGAAGUUCAGCAACAAUUCAGUAAAACAUAUGGCAAAUCAGUUGUAUUCAAGCAAUGUGAUGUUAGUGAUAAGCAGUCUCUAGAAGAUACAUUCAAGUUUACAAAGAACACAUUUGGACGAUUGGAUAUUGUAGGGAAUAAUGCUGGAAUUGGCGAUGAAGAGAACUGGGAAAAACAAAUUGCAGUAAAUCUAACAGCUGUUGUUAGAGGGACCUAUCUAGGGUUGGACUAUAUGAGGAAGGACAAGGGUGGGAAUGGUGGAGUCAUAAUCAAUACAGCUUCUAUGGCAGGUAUGAUACCUUUAUUCACUGGUCCAGUGUAUACAGCAACCAAGCAUGGUGUAGUAGGACUCUCAAGGGCAGUAGGGUCUGAUGCCAGGUUUCCUCAACAGCAAGUCAGAUGCAAUGCACUCUGUCCUAGCUUCACGGAUACCAAUAUACUCAAAAACUUUGACGGAGAGGGAACAUUGAAUGCUAUCUCACGAGUGAUUGUUCGUGGCACAGGAGUCAUGCAGCCUUCCAUAGUGGCCGAGGCGUUUCUUAGACUGGUAGAAGAUGAGACAUUGAAUGGUGAAGUAAUGAGGGUCACAUCACAGAAAGGUAUUGACUUCAAGAAAUACCCACGAGCAGAGACAUUGAAAUUGCCACCAGAGAUGAUCAGCAAACUAUAGAUUGAAGGGACUAUCCUAAGGCUGUUUAGCGAUAUUGCUCAAUAUGAAUAAAUACUAAAUGUACAAC